Emericellopsis atlantica is the source of this 3639-nucleotide messenger RNA. RefSeq names its product CPSF A subunit region-domain-containing protein. The transcript has 4 exons. Gene Ontology annotation, biological process: mRNA splicing, via spliceosome. Gene Ontology annotation, cellular component: nucleus; U2 snRNP. Gene Ontology annotation, molecular function: U2 snRNA binding; protein binding. Bases 1 to 3639 code for a protein of 1212 amino acids. The record is from RefSeq and is a predicted model, not a curated record. Lineage: Eukaryota; Fungi; Ascomycota; Sordariomycetes; Hypocreales; Bionectriaceae.
AUGGCGACCACGUCGAAUAUGUUCCUUUAUUCGCUCACGGUCCAGCCUCCCUCCAAUGUUGUCCACGCCGUCCUGGGCCAGUUUGCGGGCACCAAGGAGCAGCUGAUCAUAUCUGGCGCCGGGUCCAGACUCACAUUGCUGCGGCCGGACUCGUCCCAGGGCAAGGUGCUGACCGUCCUCUCGCACGAUGUCUUUGGGAUCAUUCGGUCGCUCGCGGCAUUCAGGCUCGCGGGCAGCAACAAGGACUACCUGAUCGUCGCCACCGACUCGGGUCGCAUCACCAUCAUCGAGUAUCAGCCGGGGCCAAACCGCUUCCACCGCUUGCACCUGGAAACAUAUGGCAAGUCUGGCGUGCGCAGGGUGAUACCUGGCGAGUACCUGGCUUGCGAUCCAAAGGGGCGCGCUUGUCUCGUCGCGUCAGUAGAGAAGAACAAGCUUGUCUACGUGUUGAACCGCAACUCGCAGGCUGAGCUGACCAUCUCUUCGCCCCUCGAGGCCCACAAACCCAAUGUCCUCGUCAUCGCCAUGGUGGCUCUGGACGUCGGCUACGCCAAUCCCGUAUUCGCGGCUUUGGAGAUUGACUACUCGGAAGUGGACCAGGAUUCGACCGGUCAAGCCAUGCAGGAGGUUGAGACGCAGCUCGUGUACUACGAGCUCGACCUUGGGCUCAACCACGUUGUACGAAAAUGGUCGGAACCGGUCGAUCCCACGGCGUCGCUUCUUUUCCAAGUGCCCGGCGGCAACGACGGCCCCAGUGGCGUGCUCGUCUGUGGCGAGGAGAACAUCACAUAUCGUCACUCGAACCAAGAGGCCUUUCGCGUGCCGAUACCUCGCCGCAAGGGCGCGACCGAAGACCCCUCGCGGAAACGCACAAUCGUUUCGGGCGUCAUGCACAAGCUGAAAGGCAGUGCGGGCGCGUUCUUCUUCCUGCUCCAAACCGAAGAUGGCGACUUGCUCAAGGUCACCAUUGACAUGGUGGAGGACGAGGAUGGCAACCCGACAGGCGAGGUUCGCCGACUCAAGGUGAAAUACUUUGACACCGUUCCUGUGGCGUCGAAUCUGUGCAUCUUGAAGAGCGGGUUCCUCUACGUUGCGAGUCAAUUCGGCAACUACGGUUUCUACCAGUUCGAGAAGCUAGGCGAUGAUGACGACGAGCUCGAGUUCAGCAGCGAUGAUUAUCCAACAGAUCCUCAUGCUUCGUACGAGCCAGCCUACUUCUACCCUCGGCCCGCGGAAAAUCUGGCACUGGUUGAGAGCAUACCGGCAAUGAACCCCCUGACGGACUGCAAGGUCGCCAACGUGCUUGGCGAAGACGCCCCCCAGAUCUUCACGGUGUGUGGCAGCGGGGCGCGCAGUACCUUCAGGAUGCUCAAGCACGGUCUCGAGGUCAAUGAGAUUGUGGCCUCAGAGCUGCCUGGUGAACCAUCAGCGGUCUGGACAUUGAAGCGCCAUCGCGAUGAUCAGUACGAUGCGUACAUUGUGCUGUCAUUCUCCAACGGAACUCUGGUCUUGAGCAUCGGCGAGACUGUCGAGGAAGUGAGCGACUCGGGCUUCCUGACGAGCGUCCCCACGCUCGCCGCGCAGCUGCUCGGCGAAGAUGGCCUUAUCCAGGUGCAUCCCAAGGGAAUCCGCCACAUCCGCAGCGGACACGUUAACGAGUGGGCAGCACCACAGCACCGCUCCAUCGUGGCUGCGUCAACCAAUGCAAAUCAAGUGGCCAUCGCACUCAGCUCGGGUGAGAUCGUCUACUUCGAAAUGGACUCUGACGGCUCGUUGGCCGAGUACGACGAGAAGAAGGAGAUGUUUGGCACCGUCACCUGUCUGAGCUUGGGAGAGGUUCCUGAAGGCCGCCUUCGAAGUUCGUUCCUAGCCGUGGGUUGCGAUGACUUGACAGUCCGCAUCAUCAGCCUCGACCCAGAGACGACCUUGGAGAACAAGUCGGUGCAGGCCUUGACAGCAGCUCCAACGGCACUGUCCAUCAUGGCCAUGGAAGACUCGGCCUCGGGCGGCUCCACGCUAUACCUGCACAUUGGCCUGCACUCAGGUGUCUACCUGCGGACCGUGCUGGACGAGGUCACCGGCGAGCUGACGGACACUCGACAGAAGUUCCUCGGUCCCAAGGGCGUCAAGCUUUUCCAGGUCACUGUACAAAGGCAGACGUGCGUUCUGGCACUGAGCUCCCGGCCGUGGCUUGGGUACUCAGACCCCAUCACCAAGAACUUUGUGGUGACACCUCUCAACUACGUCGAUCUCGGCUGGGGCUGGAACUUCAGCAGCGAGCAGUGCGAAGAGGGUGUCGUCGGCAUCCAGGGGCAAUCCUUACGCAUCUUCUCCAUCGACCGACUGGGCGAACCAUUGAUUCAGUCAUCCGUCCCUUUGACAUACACCCCCAAGAAGCUCGUCAAGCAUCCCGAGCAGGCCUUUUUCUACACGAUAGAGGCAGACAACAACGUUCUCCCGCCCGAUCUAAGAGCACAGCUCCUGGCAGAUCCAGCCGCUGUGAACGGAGACGCCAAAGACCUGCCACCAGAGGACUUUGGUUAUCCACGAGGCAACCGCCGGUGGGCAUCGUGUAUCAGUGUCAUUGAUCCGGUGUCCGACACGCCGCAAGUCACGCAGACCAUCCAUCUCGAGAACAACGAGGCCGCCGUCAGCGUGGCUGUGGCACCGUUCGCAAGUCAAGACGCCGAGCACUUUUUGAUUGUUGGCACAGGCAAGGACAUGGUCAUGAACCCGCGGAGCUUUUCCGAGGGAUAUCUACACGUCUACCGGUUCGUUGAAGGCGGCAAGGAGCUCGAGUUCAUCCACAAGACCAAGAUGGACGAGCCUCCGCAAGUGCUACUACCGUUCCAGGGCAAGAUCCUUGCCGGCGUGGGCAAGACGCUCAGGCUGUACGAUCUUGGUCUGCGGCAGAUGCUGCGCAAAGCUCAGGCAGAGGUCGUCCCUCAGCAGAUCGUGUCACUCAACACACAAGGCAAUCGCAUCAUCGUCGGCGAUGUUCAGCAAGGCAUCACGUAUGUGGUGUACAAGCCUGCCACGAAUAAGCUCAUCCCUUAUGUCGAUGACACGCUGUCACGCUGGACCACGUGCUCGACAAUGGUGGAUUACGAGUCGGUGGCCGGCGGUGACAAGUUCGGCAACAUGUUCAUCGUGCGCAGCCCACAGAAGGCCAGCGAGGAGGCGGACGAGGAGCAGACCGGUCUGCAUCUCACCAACGCCCGCGAGUACUUGCACGGCACGUCCCACCGCCUGAAUCUCAUGUGUCACUUUUACACCCAAGACAUUCCCACCAGCAUCACCAAGACAAGCCUGGUGGUCGGUGGGCAAGACAUCCUGCUGUGGAGUGGUAUCAUGGGAACCAUUGGCGUCUUCAUCCCGUUCGUCAGCCGCGAAGACACCGACUUCUUCCAGAGCCUCGAGCAGCACCUGCGGACAGAGGAUCCGCCCCUGGCGGGACGCGACCACCUCAUGUACAGAGGGUACUACGCGCCUGUCAAGGGCGUGAUCGACGGCGACCUCUGUGAGAGAUACACCCUGCUGCCCAACGACAAGAAGCAAAUGAUUGCGGGAGAGCUCGAUCGCUCCGUCCGCGAGAUUGAGCGUAAAAUUUCGGACAUCCGCACGAGAUCUGCCUUUUAA